Rhagoletis zephyria (snowberry fruit fly) is the source of this 1140-nucleotide messenger RNA. Its product is annotated as putative ammonium transporter 3. NCBI's taxonomy places the organism in Eukaryota, Metazoa, Arthropoda, Insecta, Diptera, Tephritidae. Gene Ontology annotation, molecular function: ammonium channel activity. Gene Ontology annotation, biological process: ammonium homeostasis; ammonium transmembrane transport. Gene Ontology annotation, cellular component: plasma membrane. The record is from RefSeq and is a predicted model, not a curated record.
AUAUUGUUUUCAGGUGGUGCCGCCGCCUUUGCUUCUGCGGCUAUGUUGGGUCCACGUCUGGGGCGCUAUUCAGACGGCUAUGAUCCUCUCCCGCUCGGCAAUCCCGUGAAUGCAUGUAUGGGCCUGUUUGUACUGUGGUGGGGAUGGUUGGCCUUCAAUUCGGGUAGUACUUAUGGAGUGAGUGGUGCCAAAUGGCAAUAUGCCGCACGUGCCGCUGUUAUGACUAUGAUGGGCUCAUUCGGUGGUGGCAUCAUAAGUUGCGCAUACUCACUUUGGCGUCACGAUGGUCGCAUGGACAUCAUUGAUCUGAUUAACGGCGUGCUUGGCUCCUUGGUUUCCAUAACGGCUGGCUGUUUUUUGUAUCGUGCUUGGGAAGCGUUAAUUAUCGGAAUGCUAGGCGCACUACUUUGUGUUGUCGCAAUGCCAUUGUUCGAUCGACUAGGCGUGGACGACCCGGUAGGUGCGAGCUCUGUUCAUGGUGUUUGUGGAAUUUGGGGAGUCAUUGCUGUUGGAUUAUUUGCCGACAAUCCUGUUCCUCUCGAAACAACAAAAGGGCGUUCAGGCCUGUUCAAGGGCGGCGGAUGGUAUUUAGUAGGCAUACAGAGCUUAUCGGCCCUAUGUCUUGCCUGCUGGGGCAUCUGUUCAACAUUUCUACUACUCUAUAUUGUCAACAAAUUUGUACCACUUCGCAUGGAUCCCAAUGAAGAGUUGCUAGGCGCAGAUUUGAUGGAACAUCGUAUACGCCACUCCCAGAUUGGCUUAUCGCGCGCCAUCUCGGCACUGGCACCAAUUAAGGUGGAUCUCAACGAAUUCGCUGGUGUUCAGCCUAUUGGUCUUAAUCCCGGACAUGAGAAAAGUAUCGAACAAUUACGCGCAGCAGAUAAUAAAUUAUUGCAAUGGCAGCAAUAUCUCGAGCAAGUGAGUCCAGAUCUGCCCAAACAUGUGCAAGAACAAUUCGCCGUCGAAGAACAAAAUAUACUGAAGAAGAUUCACAAUUCAACCGAUAUCAAAGCACAAACUGUAGGAAAUAUUUUUAGUCGCAAACUUAAAUCAGUACAUAUCAGCAAGGAUCUGGAUCGUAAUGUACACACAGAAAUAACACAUGGGUUCUAUAAACCGAAGAAUAACGAAUUACCGGUG